Sinocyclocheilus rhinocerous is the source of this 4151-nucleotide messenger RNA. RefSeq names its product von Willebrand factor A domain-containing protein 5B1-like. The record is from RefSeq and is a predicted model, not a curated record. The transcript has 23 exons. Bases 69 to 4076 code for a protein of 1335 amino acids. NCBI's taxonomy places the organism in Eukaryota, Metazoa, Chordata, Actinopteri, Cypriniformes, Cyprinidae.
UUUAGGGAAACAUCCCCUCUCACUCCCUUCUCUGCUUGUGAGAAGCUGCACUGGACAGAACCACCAUCAUGCCGGGCCUGAUCAACAAGAGCAAAUGGAGUGCUCUGCCUCUCAGCAUCUCAGACAUCACUUCCUGUGUCAGGGGUUACACCCUGGCAAUGACAGCCUCCUUGACCUAUGAAAACAUCGAAGAUCACCCUAUUGAGGGAAUCUUUAUAUACCCUCUGGAUGAGGGCAGCGUGGUGGUUGGGUUCGAAGCGAUGAUUGGCAGUCAGAUAAUAACCGUGCAGGUCAAAGAUAAAACGAAAAUCGAUGACUGUUUCUUUGAUUGCUGCAAUGCCAAUGGAACCCCGCAGAACGGAGGUGGACAUAUCGUUUUGGAUGAGGAUCAGGAGAGGACAGUGCUGGUGGUCAGUCUGGGGGUCAUUCCCCCUCUGGAGACCAUUAAUAUACUGGUCAGCACCUCCUCUGAGCUCCGCACACUCCCUAAAGGGGGAAUUCGGGUGACCUCACCACCCGUCUGCUCUCCAAGAGUCCAGCGUUCUGUCAAAGAGAAGCAGGCAUUUUCGCCCAGCACUGCUAGGAGGAGGGAUCAGCAUCAUUGUUCAGUGGGAGCCCAUGAGCAGACGGCCUCAGGUGUGUGUUUGGCUGCUAUGUUGGAGGAAGAGACCAUCAACUCCAUUGACUAUGAGUUUAAUUUCCAUCUUGAGAUCAGAGGACCGUAUUUACUGGCAGGUGUGGAAAGCCCCUCACAUGCCAUCCGUGCAGACGCUGACCCCUCGGCUCACUCUGCCACCAGCAUUGUGGUCACGCUGGCAGACAAGUACACCUACGACUGCCCUGUGGAGAUACUGAUCUACCCUAGUGAGCCCCAUCUGCCACACGUUCUCAUCGAAGACGGAGACAUGACGCCGGAGGAAUACGAUGAGCAUCUGAAAGGCCGUAGCGACUAUAUAAAGGCCACGAAGAAGGACUGCAGUAAUGAAAAGACAGUGGACAUCAUUCGGAAGAGGCUCCAUAAAGACAUCCUCCACAACCCCGUGGUCAUGCUGAACUUCUGCCCAAACCUCAGUUCAACGACCUCUGACCUGCGGAGCAUCCAGGGGGAAUUCAUCUUCCUCAUUGACCGCAGUGGAAGCAUGAGUGGGGUCAACAUCAAUCGAGUUAAGGACGCAAUGGUCGUGAUUCUGAAAAGUCUUUUCCCAGCAUGCUUAUUCAACAUAGUGGGCUUCGGAUCUAAGUUCAAAACGCUAUUUGUCACCAGCCAGAGCUACAACGAGGAGAGCUUGGCGUUGGCUUGUGAGCAUGUGAAGAAGAUCCGCGCUGACAUGGGUGGCACAAACAUACUGGCUCCUCUCAACUGGAUCCUACGUCAGCCCAUGCAGAGAGGUCAUCCUCGCCUGCUCUUCCUCCUGACCGACGGAGCCGUCAGUAACACGGGGAAAGUUAUUGAGUUGCUCCGCAGCCACGCUAGGUUCACCAGGUUCAAGGAUACAGAGCUGCAGAAUGCAGAUGUUGCUGCCUACACUGAAGGUGUCAAUCGUCUCAUCGUCAAUUACUACUGUUUGUCUUCAGAUACUGUGUGUUACACAUUCGGUAUAGGCCAGGGUGCGUGCAGGAGGCUGGUUUUAGGACUGGCUGCCGUUUCCAGAGGCACAGCUGAGUUCCUGUCAGAAGGAGAACGACUGCAACCCAAGGUCCUCAUUUCCUCUGACAUGUUUAUCUUCCAGUGCAACAGCCUGCUAUUUCGAAUGUCACCGCAAAGCAAUUACAGCAGCCACAUGAUUAAGUCGCUGAAGAAGUCCAUGACCUCAGUGCUGACUGACAUCUCCAUUGAGUGGCUGUAUCCAGAGACAAAGGAGAUCCUGCUCUCUCCAGUCGGGGUGAGCUGUCUGUUCCCUGGUGACCGGCUGAUUGGAUACAGCGUGGUCUGUGAUACCUCCCGAUAUCACUCCAACCCCAAAUCAGACAAACGGAAACGAUACAGCAUGAUGCGUUCCAAUGAGUCGGCCAGUUCAGUGUUCUAUCACUCUCAAGAGGAGGAUGCUGGGAAGGUUUCCUCUGACGGUCAGGGGCCGCACAGGGACAAUCAAGUCGGCUCGCUGUUUGACGGUUGCCAGGAGACCAUGUCUGAGAGCAGUCCUAUCUCCACAGAGCAAGACAUUAUGGGAACUGACACAGCCACCUCUCCGAGAAGACGUGCUUACAGCACCAAUCAGAUUGUAGAUUACAACCCCAUGAAGAAGGCCUACACCCCCAGUGACCCCAGCUCAGUGGUGGGCAAAAACCCUCUUAGAAGAGCAAAAGUCCAGGAGCUCAUUGGACAGACACAUCCUGACCACGGAGCUCACUGGAAAAUGGACUACCAGCCACAGUUGGCCAGCCUGUGUGCCACGUCCUCAAGAGGACGUCCCAUAACUGCUCACAAACCUCCAGUGCAACAACCAGAGGGUCUCCAGGGGGAGUCUAAGAUUGAUCAGACCCAUCCCGGCCCAGUAGUGGAAGACGGUUCCAGGUCUUCAACUGACAGCCCUUCUCUAGGCAGCACCGGCGAUGCAGAUGGCUACACGCAUCAGCUUUGCGAAGUCGAAACGCCCCAGGAUCCUCACGCGCCAGAAUUCAAGGCCAGUCACGGAAAGGGAGACUGCAAAGCGGUCAUAUCAGGACUGCUGUGCGGGAAACCCAUGAGAUGGGAGGUGGCCUUUGACAUCCAGCCUUACCUGAAAGGCCGAGAGCGGGAGGAGAAAGUUCACGAGGACCUGUGGAACGAAACCUUCCAUCACCUGGCGGGAAGCUCCAUUAUUCAAGACUUUGAACACAUGGCGGACAAAGAGUGUGAGAUUGAGCAUGGUUCUGGGAGAAGGUACCAGCUUUACGCCAUCCACACGAGCAAAGCCUGCAACAUCUUGAGCAAAUACACAGCAUUUGUACCUAUAGAUCUGGACAGCAAUGAAUAUUUACCCACCUUCAUUGAGUACAGCCAUCCUGGGGAGGAUCAUAAACGAAGUUCGCACUGCAGUUCUCGUUCCGGCAGCAGGAAGAACCGAGGUUACUCUGUAGGUCUGGGGCGUUCGCAAUCAGGAGGUUUGCCUGGGCAAGAAGAUGCAGCACUAUGCUACAACGUAGACAAUGCAUCUCAAUCCUCCUGCAAAUCACCCUCAUCCUCCAGCUGGGAACGAUGUAGCUCUUCUGAAGCCCCUCAAAGGAAUGCGUCGGUGACCUCCGACCCCUCGCAGAGAUCAGUCGAGAGCCUUUUCUCCGCCAGCAAGCUGAGCCUGAGCAGGACUCGUCUCCUGACGAAAGCCGCCAGGGGCUUCAUGAGCCGGUCGCAGAGCAAAAUCAGCAACUCCGUGGGAGAGAGCGAAAAUGACAACAAGGACUACAUCCCUCUGGUGUCAUUGCAGCUGUCCUGUGGGGCGUUCAUGUUGGACAGUGCCUUGUGUGACGCCAUCAACGUGCCCAUGGACAAGCUCAAAUGGACGUCGCCCUUCACCAGCCACAGAAUCAGCCUUACCCAUGUGUCCCACUCUGGCUCCCGGCGCUCUGAGAGUCUGGAGGUCCACCACGGCUCAUCGCCUCCUCCAAAAGACUCAGACUUGAACUCCGAAUGUGAGGAACUGGUGUCCCGCACAUCUUCAUCCUCAUACCAGGCCCGAAGCCCUCGGAUGGAGGGCGAUCCCUCGCUGUUGAGCGGCUUCUCGUCGAUGUCGACCGAAGCCCCGACGUCGUCUAUCAACUCUUUGCACGACAGUGGACGGGGGUCUGAGUCAGAAAUCGUCGAGACGCCCUGGCUGGGUUCACCUGGGAUCCUACAAAGGGCCGUGCCAGACCCUGAGGGGAUGGUGUGGGCGACUGCCGUUGCUCUGGCCUGGCUGGAACACAGUUCGGCCAGUUAUUUCAUCGAGUGGGAGCUGAUCGCAGCCAAGGCCAGCAUGUGGCUAGAUGAACAGAUCAUCCCAGAGGGCCGAGACCUGGCGGCGGUCAAAGCCGCGGCCAAUCAACUCUUCAUCAUCCUCAGACACUGGGACGAGAACCUGCAGCUCAACAUGCUCUGUUACAACCCCAACAGCAUGUGAGUCCUGAUAGUAGGUAGGGACUAAACUUCAAACUAUGCGAAACAAGGGUUUUACUCUCCUUGAGUUGUUUUAAUG